Messenger RNA from Sesamum indicum (sesame), 866 nucleotides. RefSeq names its product NDR1/HIN1-like protein 1. Gene Ontology annotation, biological process: defense response to other organism. The record is from RefSeq and is a predicted model, not a curated record. Gene Ontology annotation, cellular component: plasmodesma; plasma membrane. Lineage: Eukaryota; Viridiplantae; Streptophyta; Magnoliopsida; Lamiales; Pedaliaceae.
GAGAUAUUAUUACAUAUGCACAAACUCCUCUUCCCACAUUCCCCAUAAGACACUGACCCAUUGUUCUUAGUCUUACACCCCACAAACUACUACUUACCAUACCUCCCCACACAAUCAGUCACACACCAUGAUGGAGAAGGACUGCUGUCACGAGACCCACCGGGAAAAGCUCCGCCGCCGCCUCCUUACGGCCCUUCUCGGCUUCAUCGUCCUCAUCCUCUUCCUCAUCCUCCUCAUAUGGCUCAUCCUCCGCCCCACCAAGCCGCAUUUCGUCCUCCAGGACGCCACCGUCUACGCCUUCAACCUCUCCUCCACCAACAUCCUCACCUCCAACCUCCAAAUCACCCUCUCCUCCCGAAACCCCAACGACAGAAUCGGCAUUUACUACGACAAAGUCGACGUCUACGCCGCCUACCACGGCCAGCAAAUCACUCUCCCCACGCUGCUCCCCCCCACCUACCAGGGCCACAAAGACAUCACGGUCUGGUCGCCGUUUCUGUACGGCAACCAAGUCCCGGUGGCUCCGUACGUGGGCGUUUCUCUGAGCGAGGACCAAAUCGCGGGAACGGUGCUGGUGAACGUGAGAGUUGACGGCAGGAUCAGAUGGAAAGUGGGGACGUUUAUCUCCGGGAGGUACCAUUUGCAUGUGAAUUGUCCGGCGUAUAUAAAUUUCGGGGGCAGAAAUAAUGGGGCGGCGGCGAUUAAGUUUGAGUUGAUCAUGGACUGCCAUGUUGAUGUUUAGUUUUUAUCAGCAGCUUUAUGGUUUGUACCUUAUUGUUAAUCUCUUUUUCUUUCUCUUCUGAAGCAUGUACGAUAAUUUAGUUUUAUAAUAUUGUGGAAACAGAAAUAUUAACUUUAUGUCUUUA